Molecule: messenger RNA, 5066 nt
Organism: Chelonus insularis
Lineage: Eukaryota; Metazoa; Arthropoda; Insecta; Hymenoptera; Braconidae
Gene: Mkp3
Product: Mitogen-activated protein kinase phosphatase 3
Exons: 7
Coding region: 1976-3172 (398 amino acids)
Biological process (GO): negative regulation of MAPK cascade; protein dephosphorylation
Cellular component (GO): cytosol; cytoplasm
Molecular function (GO): MAP kinase tyrosine/serine/threonine phosphatase activity; MAP kinase tyrosine phosphatase activity; protein tyrosine/threonine phosphatase activity
Source: RefSeq, a predicted model, not a curated record
AAAAAAUGGCGACGGUAAUGAUUGAUGGUUUAUAUGAAAUAGUAAUUAUUUAAAUAAAUAUUAGUAUAAUUAUAGAUAAUUAUUAGCAACGGUUGGGUAAGCAGACGACCUUGACCUUGGUUCAGACAAUCGCUUAUACAAAUUCAAUGGACAUUAUAGAUGUAUAUAUAAGUACAUACUCUUUCAUUUGCAAUGCUUUCAUUCAUAAACGAUUUGGACUUAUUUGAACAAUUACUCUUUACAUAUUUACAAUAAUUUAUAAUCAGUGAUAAUAUUAAAACAAUGUAGAUAUCAACAGGAGGAAAUGGAUUAAUGAAUUAAAAAGUAUUGUAGUAAGAACGCUGCCGGAUAUGAGAAGGCGAGGGACGUCAUUAUCUUAUCUUAAACCAUUUCCUGUCAACCUGGGUCCUCCUUUCACAUUAAUCACACAUACAACACACAUUCUGUACGUCAUCCGUAAUUUUACAACCAUCAUUAUACAUACACAGUGCUAUGCCUGCACCAUGCUCCUAGGCAUUACUUCCGGUAUACAUAGUUCAUACAGGCAUUCAACAACACCGACAACAUCUGGAUGAAGCUCCAAUCAUUCCGGUCUCCUUUAAGGUGCGAAUACAUGUCUUGGAGUUAUGCUUUGGAAUUCAUUGGAUAAAUUUAUAAGUACAUAAUAAACAUUGCUCCAGCAUAGUAAACCAAACAUUUGCCCACACAAAGAGCAAGAGAGAUAACGUAACUUUCCCCUCUACUAUUUCAAAUCCUAAAGCAGUUUCCCCGCAUGAUUCUGUGAAGUUGAGACUGCCUACGUAUAGUAUCGUUAAUGAAAACGUCUUUUGUCAAUGAACUGACGUCAGUACGUGCAAGGAUUGGUUGGAAGUAGUGCGCCACGUGACUUUGAACCAAUGGCAUAAUAUCUUGUUAUUCCCCUUGUACUUGUCCAUGCCGCCAUUUGUUCAUUCUCAACGGAAAGACGCUCGAGGAAAGGUGUGGCUGAGAAAGGUUUACGACACGGGAUUGUGGUGGCUGAGUGGGCAGUUACGGAUAAGCAGACUAGAAUUGUAAUACCAACUUGAUAGACUCGUUUAUUAGUGAAAGAAACAGAUUUAUCAAAUACGUAUCAAGAAUAAUAGACAGCUGUUCGUGGGAUACCAUUCAAAACAGAAUAAUUCAGUGUGAUUUUAGAUUGUUCAUGUUGUGUGUUAAAGUGUAUAUAAUUCCUUUAUUAAAUUUCUGUGUAAUUCCAAAAUUAGAAAUAACUAUUAGCUAACGAAGAUAUUUAGUAAACAAUCAUUGUCAUAUAAAUCAAGAAGAUAAUGAAAAAAUUAGGAUUGAAUGAACAGGCAAAGUGAAAAAAAAACAGAGGGAGUUAGAGAGCAGUUAACCGUACGCGCAGCAUCCCUCCGUGAAGCAGUAUCGUCCGUGGGAGCAGAGAACACAACCACUUGGCACCGGAAGAGGGAUGAGGAACACGAUGCUUGGAAUGUUGCCAUCAAAUGUUUAAGUAAUAUAAAACAUUGUGGUUGUGUUUUAAAUAGUGAAACUACUAUUGAAGUCAUGGAAAGAACUGCCUAAUUAGUUGUGUUAUGAUUUAUUUAUAUAAACAUAAACAUUCCAAUGAACGAGAGUUGAUCAGAUGUGUCUUGAUUAACGGUGCGAUCGAUAAUCGAGAGACGACAAAUAUAAAAAGACUGCAAAUAUAUUGGUUAAAUGGUUUCUUUAUAACGUGAUUGACAACAAUAUUUUUUUCUAUGAAAAAAGCUAAAUUGUUUAUUAGAGGUCAAGAAUUUAAAUAGAUGCUUAUAAUUGAUUUGGAAGAUUUUGUUAUUAAUGUGCCAUUAAUAUACGUCUGUGGCUUUAUUUAAAUUAGAAGAUCAUCAUUAUCAUAAAAAUCAAGUGCCAUAUUAAUGCUUAAAUUCCAUUUAAGUACGGAUAGAAGUGACAUUGUAUAAAUUAUAAUUAUUACAAUUUUUUAUAAUUCAAAAUGCCAGGAGAAGGAGUAACAGAGGAAGGUUUUGUUGGACCUGAAUGGCUUUUUAGAGAAUUACGAUCUCAAUGUGGACCCAACAAGCUCUUGAUUUUAGACUGUAGAGCACAUUCAGACUUCUUAGAAGCUCACAUAAGAAAUUCAGUACCUCUUGCCAUACCUAGUAUCAUGCUGAGAAGGUUAGCUGCUGGCAAAGUAGAUUUAUUGGCUACCAUUAGGUGCAUAGAACUCCGAAACCGAGUCGAAGUGUUUUUAUACGGUGAUGAAGACAGCAGGGGUACAUUUGUGUUGAUUGGAGAUUCAACAGAUCCAGCUGGUCAUCAAGGGGAAACAAUCCAGGUUUUGAAUAGAAGAUUGAGAAGCUGUGGUGGCUGUGUAACUACUUUGAUUGGUGGUUUUGGAGCCUUUCGAGAUCGUUAUCCAGAAUGGUGUGAAGGUAGUCAAUCCGAUAUAGAAGGACAAUCAACACAAGAGACAAACGUCGGCGAAUUAAUGGGCUUACGGUCCUUACGUAUUUCUACACUUCCUAUAAGAGCUUAUUCUGAUUCCGAUAGCGAUAGUACAUGUGAUUCUGUUGGUCCUGAAGAAGACAAAGACUUUCCAGUAGAAAUUUUGCCACAUUUAUAUCUCGGAAAUGCAGCAAAUAGUGAAGAUCAUGAAGCUUUAUCACGCCAUCAAAUACAAUAUAUACUUAAUGUAACACCUGAUUUACCAAACGUAUUUGAAAGUGCUGGUUCUAUUAAGUACAUGCAGAUACCAAUUAGUGAUCAUUGGAGUCAAAACUUGGCGAGCUUUUUUCCUCAAGCUAUUCAAUUUAUUGAGGAAGCACGUAAUUCCGAUAAAGGUGUUUUGGUUCAUUGCCUAGCUGGUGUAUCAAGAUCUGUGACUAUCACAAUUGCUUACCUCAUGCAUAAGUGUAACCUCAGUCUUAACGACGCUUUCAACUUAGUAAGGAGCAGAAAAACAAAUGUUGCACCUAAUUUUCAUUUCAUGGAACAGCUGCAUAGUUUUGAACGGGAAUUGAGAGAUAGAGGUGGUCGUAAACGUGACAAUCAACGGUGCAUUGGUGCUUGCCAACCUGAUGGACCUUGCAAUUGUCCUGCUCCUAGUUUUCUUAGUCCAAUUGAUCUGGGGAUGAGUCCCGAUUCAGGUAUUGAAUUCGACAGGUGGGCUGCUAGUACACCAGCAGAAUGAGACGGGUCUGGAGGGACCCAAUACAAAUUUUAGGUCCCUCCCCACUUACCUUCACAUUUGUGAAAAUAGCUAGGAUAACCUUAUAGUAAGAGAAAAAUCAAUCGACAAGAAAAUUCAAUGUAUAUAUAUUGAAACUUUUUCAUGUCGUACGAUGCGACUUUAGUCACAACGAAAAAAAUUAUUAAAUUAAUUGGUUGUGACUUAGGGAGAGAGUAGAAAUAAUGACUGUAUAAUCAAUGACGGUUUUGUUCGCCGGUCGAACGGGUCAAAGUGAAGUUUUUAAAAAUAUAAUUAACUAUAUGGUAAAUUAUAUUAUUUUCUAAAUUAGUAAUCAUUUUGUAAUCAAGUUUUUUUUGUAACAAUUUAAACUGAAUGAUUAACAGUGCAAUCGCUAAAACUUAUCGUUAUCACAGCUGUUAACUAAUUCAACAUAAAAUUAUUACACUGUUAUUAAAUAAAAAUAAAUAAAUAUCCCGCAGGGCGGGAUAAUUAAACUUGAUACCGCGUUUUUCUAUAUCUAUUUACGAAAUUUUUAUAACGCGGUUUAAAUUACUAUGUAAAUUUAUUCAAACCAAUAGUAAUCUAAUGGGUGCAAAUAUAUUAUAUAUAAAUUGAAUUUUCAGAAAACUUUCAUUAAUGAAAUAUAAUGACUAAUCGUUUUUUUUUUCUAUUUUUAACUCAUAUUUCCCUUUAGUAUUUGACAUUUGAAAGUAUUUUAUAAGAUUAAUGGAAUAAAACGUGAAAAAGUAAAUUAUUUAAAUAUUUCUUUCAUGUAUAUAGUACAUGAAUAGUAGAAAAAAUAUAUGUUAUAAAUGAAUAAACUUGAAGAAAAAUUAACUAUGAAUCAGUGAAGAAAUAUAAAAUAAAUAUAUUGAUGAAAAUGAAAUUUAAACCGACACUGUGAUGUCGAUGCAUUGUAUUUUCUAGAAUAUAAUUUUAUACCUGUAUAGUAAUAUAAUCGAAUUUAAAAUGCUAUUUUUUAAUAAUUCUUCCCUCAAAACCGUCGAUUAUUGAGGCUGUGUUUCAUUUCUCUCGACUAUUAAAAAUAAUAUUCUGGUAAAAAAAAAAUACAUUACUGUUGUAAAAUCUAAAUAUACAAAUGUUGUAUUAAAAUGCCUCCUGUAUGAGCAAGAUAAAAUAUAUUUCGUUGUUAUACUAUGUACAAGAAUAAGAAAACAAAGUUGUCAAAAAUACUAUCAAUACGUAAUAGUAAUAAUGGAUGAAUUGUAAAACUAUUAUUAAAUGUGAUUUAAAGAUACACAAGAGUGACUUACUUUAGUAGAAAAUAUACAAGAUAAUGUAUAAAAACAUUUUUUGGCUUCCGAAUUAAUAUUAAUACACACAUUUAAUUGUAAUAGAGAAAUGUAAACAUAUUUGAUUCAAUUUACAAAUAAUGAACAAAUUCACUUACUGUUAGAUGAGUGCAUUUAAUACUGGGCAUUCCUCAUACUUGACAAACGAAAAUUGUUAGAGUAAAAUAAUUUAUAUUCCAAUAAUUUUUUCCAUGUUUUAAAUGAGCACAAAUUGAUAUAUUCUUUAUAUAGGUGGAUAGGAAUUUCAAUAUUACUAUUCUAUUAUGAAAUCUGAAAAAUAAUAAUAUAAGUAUGCGCACAUUUUGUUGAUUGUACAAUUUUUUUAUUAGGAUCAAAUAUAAAUUAUAUAUAAAUAUAAAUAUUAAUCUAAAAAUUUAAACAAUCGGUGCGACAUUGAUUAAUCAUGCAGAUCUCAAGAUGAUUAAGGAUUUAUUUUUAUAUAAAAAAUGAUAAAGAAUAAAAUAAAUGUUAAGACUACAUUCCAACUACAAAUUACUACAAGUUAAUAAAUCAGUGUAUUAAAUGUAAUCAUUUAUGAAUUAUUCACCCAAAUGAAUAAUAUGAAUAUUAUUUUUCAUGUA